Ciona intestinalis (vase tunicate) is the source of this 1286-nucleotide messenger RNA. NCBI's taxonomy places the organism in Eukaryota, Metazoa, Chordata, Ascidiacea, Phlebobranchia, Cionidae. The record is from RefSeq and is a predicted model, not a curated record.
UGAGAAAAUAUUUAUUUAAAACAAAGGAAUUACGUCAUAUCCGCCCUUCAAAAGCGUCGACUUUGACCUGUUAAAUCACAAUGGGCGCUACUGCAUUAGAAUAAAAACCAAAUUUAAAUUAUUUUGGUUGGUUUUAAAGAGAAGUAAAGAAUAUGAGCGAAAUAAUAUCUAUUCACGUUGGGGAAGCAGGGCUACGGGUUGGACAACGUUGUUGGGAACUAUAUUAUGCAGAACAUGGUAUCUUGAAAGAUGGUAUCACAGAUGGGGCUACUUUACAAAGCAACAGUCCUAAUGCUUUCUUUAAUAAAUCCGAAAGCGGGGCUUAUGCUCCAAGAGCGCUUUUUGUUGAUAUGGAGCCGACAGUUAUUGAUGAUAUUUGUGUUGGUGAUUACAAAAAUGAGUUCCAACAAGUCGUUGGAAAGGAGGAUAGUGGAAGUAACUACGCACGUGGAAGCAUUUCAGUUGGGGGGAAUUACUGUGAUUUGAUAACGAAUAAGAUAGCAAAGAUUGCAGAGGCAUGCGACAACCUGCAGGGUUUUAUAAUUUACCAUUCUGUGGGCGGGGGAACAGGGUCGGGUACUACGUCAUUGGUUAUGAGAAAACUUUCAGAAUUAUACCCGAAGAAAACAAGAAUGGAGGUCUCUGUUUAUCCGUCGCCUAAGAUUUCUACGUCUGUGGUGGAGCCCUACAACGCUGUAUUGGCAACACGGGACAGCAUGUUAUACGCAGAUGCUUCGUUCGUUCUGGAUAACGAGGCCGUUUAUGAAAUGUGUAAAAACAAACUUGGCAUCGAAGAGCCAACUUACAAGAAUAUAAACAACGUUAUGGCUCAGGUCGUAUCCACAGUGACGUCAAGUUUAAGGUUUGAAAGCUCUAUCAAUGUUAGUCUCAGCCAAAUGCAAACUAAUCUGAUCCCGUAUCCGAAAAUGCAUUUUAUUACUUCAUCGCUUGCACCAAUGACGUCAUCAGCGAACGACAUCGAAUCGAUGACGCUUAAUGACGUCACAAAUGCUUGCUUCGAUCGCCAGUUGGCGUCAGCGAACUGUGACGUCAAGAACGGUAAAUUUAUGUCUUGUAACGUGAUGUACAAAGGUGACGUCACGACUGGUGACGUCAGUUCGACAAUAGCGGAGCUAAGAAAAGACCAAACGCUGAAGUUGGAUGAAUUUGGUCCUGAUCGCCUAAAGACUGGAAUCUGUCACGGAGCAACAAAAGUGUUGCCAGAUUCAGGAUUCGCUGAUUAUAAAAGGAGCGUUUGUAUGAUGGCAAAUAAUACUGGCAUCACU